AUGACGUUUAUCCUUUUGAACUGUACAAAUAUUUACAAUCGUGUAUUGAUUGAGAAAAUAGUUCUUUAUAAUAACUCUGAAAUGCUAGAAUAUUGGGCACAUCCACCUGUUGAUAUAAUAAUAAAAGUCCACGUAUUCAACUACACAAACAUUUUUCAAGUUCUGAAUGGAACCGAGAAGAAAAUUAAACUUGAUGAAGUUGGACCUUACGUAUAUCGUGAACAUAUCGAGAAAACUCAACUUGUGUUUGAAGAUAAUAAAAUAACAUUCAAUGAAAAUCGAUCACACAUCUUUUUACCUGAGUUAUCUGGAAAUUUCCGUGAAGACGAUGUGGUAAUCGUCCCCAAUUUGCCACUCGUCAGUGGAAUUCCCAACGUGAAAUCUCUCGGUUUCUUUGCUGAAAUUGGAUUUAAAACUAUCCUUGCUGCAACCAAGCCGAGAGAGUUUCAUAAUUUGACAAUCUCAAAAUAUUUUAUGGGCUACAACGACGACUUCAUGAAUGUAAUAAGUAAAAUUAAAUGGGACUUUAAUCCGAAUGACGUAGGAAUUUUGGCUCCAAGAAGAGGUAUGACUAAGAAAAAUAUCACAGUUUUCUCUGGGACAACAGAUGUUAAUACUGUUGGUGAAACAUUUGCACUUGGUGGUAAAACAAUGCUUGACGUUUGGAAAACAAAAGACUGUAAUAAAGUUGGGGGAAGUGAUGGUGUAAUUUAUGGUCCAAAAUCUGUUCAAAACAAAGAGAAUUUGCAAGUUUAUCUCCCUGAGUUUUGUCGUUCAUUACCUUUGGUUUUUAAUAAGGAAGAAAGAACCGAAGAAGGUUACAGGGCAUAUCGCUACAUUGCACCACAGGGUUCAUUUUCAACUUCUAAACCUCACCUUGAAAAUGAAUUCUAUUGCGAGUUAAAGAAUACAAAAGAAAAGCAAAUUGACGGAGUCUUAGAUGUGUCUGGUUGUAUUGAUGGAACUCCUCCUAUAUUUAUUUCCCAUCCACACUUCAUGGAAGGCAGUGAAGAACUUUUUUCUAAUUUUGAAGACUUUCAGUCCCUUUACAUGGAAUAUCAAGGAUGCAAUUAA
Messenger RNA from Clunio marinus, 1074 nucleotides. The record is from the annotation of a GenBank genome assembly. NCBI's taxonomy places the organism in Eukaryota, Metazoa, Arthropoda, Insecta, Diptera, Chironomidae.